Molecule: messenger RNA, 818 nt
Organism: Notechis scutatus (mainland tiger snake)
Lineage: Eukaryota; Metazoa; Chordata; Lepidosauria; Squamata; Elapidae
Product: C-C motif chemokine 5-like
Biological process (GO): inflammatory response; positive regulation of cell migration; antimicrobial humoral immune response mediated by antimicrobial peptide
Cellular component (GO): extracellular region
Molecular function (GO): CCR chemokine receptor binding; chemokine activity
Source: RefSeq, a predicted model, not a curated record
ACAUGUCAUGGAACUAAGGAGGUGCACAAGCUACCCCAACUACUAUUGCUUCUCUCAUUUGAUCCAAGAGCAAAGAUGAACAGCUCCUUGGCUACCCUCGCCGUCUUCCUGGUUGCUGCUAUGUUCCUAUCCCAAGCUCAGGCUCAGUUUGAUGCCAAGCUCUGUUGUUUUGACUACGUAAAGAAGCCUAUUCCACAAAGGAACGUGAGGUCCUUUGAACGCACAAGUGCCAGGUGUUCCAUGGAAGCUGUCGUAUUUAUCACAAAUAGGAAUCGGCAGAUGUGUGCAGAUCCCAAUGCACAAUGGGUCCAGGAUCGUGUAAAAUAUUUGUCCCAAAACUGACAACGUCCCACCUCCUUCAUAUUACCUGGAGAAGCUCCAAGAAGUCAAAGCUUUUAAAAUGCUUCGGAUGUGGAAAAAAAGAACAUGCGUGACUCUUAUUCUGACCUUGCACACUCCUAACUUAAACUUCAUUGAUGGAAGAUGAAAUAAUAUAUAUGUAAUAAUGUUCAUGUAAUGUGUUUAAAUUAUGGGCAAAUAUGUAUUUUAUAUUGUUAUUUUUUAAAAGAAGAAGUUCAUUUAUCUAAAGGUUCUGAAAAAUAUUUGACGGAAACAUAAUGUAUGAAUAAAUCUCAGGGUUACGAAAUCCAUACAUGCCUCUGCUUGUCUAUAUCUGACAUCUUUUCCGAGAUCUCCUUCAGGUUACACAACAAUUCUUAGUUCAUUGAAAGAUUGAUUAGGACUGUCUGGGUUCUGGCUCUUCUCCUUCCCUGAGAGUGGGGAUCCAUCUGCUCCUGCACCAUCAUUCAUAACAUCCC